GAAGCUAAAAUCCCCGAGCAAAAACAUCGCUUACCGUCCAAAAUCAAUGUCAGAAGAAACACGCAGCACCCGUAUUUGUGUAUUACGGUUUAAAACCUAAAUCGUCUAGAAAAACUGUGUGACGCUGACGUACUUUAGACUGAUCUACGCCCACGACUGCUACGUGACAUGCUGCUCUCCAGCCGGUGUGCCUUGAACGAAAAAGUUUAAAUUAAAAAAGGAAACAGUCAUUGGAUAUCCUGGAUAAAGACGGUUUAAACUGAGCCCUGAGUUAUAAUUCGACCUCGGUUAUGGGCAACACUUUGUCGAGCAUACCGACAUUGCAAAGAAGGCGUCAUCACCACCGAUUUGGAACUUUUCCAAAUUUUAAAACAGGUACUCUGGGCGGUCCGUUUCCCGUCCCCUCCCACCGAUGCCGCCACAAGCCCAAGCGCUGCCUCUCCUCCGGCCCCGCCCUCCCGGCCAGCCCCCUGCUCUUCCACCCCAGCGCCAAGGGCUCCCAGAUCGUCAUGGACCUGUCCCAGAGGGCCGUGAAGAGGCAGGCCAGCUUCUGCAAUGCCAUCACCUUCAGCAACCGGCCCGUGGCAGUGCACGAGCAGGUCAAGCUCAAGAUCACCAAGAAGCAGCCCUGCUGGAGUGGAGCCCUGCGCCUGGGCUUCACCUCCAAGGACCCGUCCCGCAUCCACCCGGACAGCCUGCCCAAAUACGCCUGCCCCGACCUGGUGUCCCAGACCGGCUUCUGGGGCAAGGCCCUGCCCGAGGAGUUCGCCAGCGAGGGGAACGUCGUCGCAUUCUGGGUGGACAAGAAGGGGCGGGUCUUCUACCGCGUCAACGGCUCGGCGGCCAUGCUGUUCUUCAGCGGCGUCCACACCGCCGGGCCCCUGUGGGCCAUGAUCGACGUCUACGGCCUGACUCGGGGUGUGCUUCUGCUCGGAAGUGAGGUAAUGCAGCCGAGCUGUCUGAGGCCACGCCCCUUCGGCACGGUGCGCAUGUCCUCCCUGCGCAGAGAGAGGGACGAGUCGCGCCUCUCCAUCAGCCUGUGCGACCUGAGCGCGGAGGAGGAGGAGGAGCGCCUGCGCCCGGCCCCUUCGUCCUGCCCCGUCCCGCAGAACUCCCUGAACUCGCAGCGCUGCUCCCUGCUCCCCCCGCGCCUGGACGGCGACCUGCGCUUCCACCCGCUCCACGGGGCCCACGUCGUCCCCGUGGACCCGCGGACGGUGGCGCGCUCCCCCGAGCGCGGGCGCGAGGACCGGACCCUGGCCUUCACCGAGCGCCCGCUCUGCGCCGCCGAGUCCGUCUUCGUCAAGGUGACCGUCGGCCCCGGCCCCGCCCGCCCCGGCUCCCUCUCCUACGGGGUCACGACCUGCGACCCCGGCGACCUGCGGCCCGGCGACCUGCCCUGCAGCCCUGAGUCCCUGGUGGACCGCAAGGAAUUCUGGGCCGUCUGCCGCGUGCCGGUGGCCCUCCACAGCGGGGACGUCCUGGGGUUCACGGUGAACGCGGAGGGGGAGGUCGCUCUCAGCCACAACGGGAGGAACGCCGGCAUGCAGGUCUGCGUGGACAACUCCCGCCCUCUGUGGAUGUUCUUCGGUCUCCAUGGCGCCGUCACGCAGCUGAGGAUUCUGGGUUCGGCUCAGCUGGGCGACCCGCGGGGCCCGUCCGGACCCGGCACCCCCAGCUCCACCCCCGGGACCCCCACGGGAACCUGCAGGGGGAGCGGUGCCUUUGACCCCGCCCUCAGCGGAAGCUGUCCUGGAGCUUUGUGCGGCUCGGCCGACGGGCUGACUCCCAGCUCACCCACCGGCCUCCCCGAGUCCUCCACCUUCCCAUCAGCCCCGGGGUCCUGGAGUGACGAGUGCACCAUCUGCUACGAGAACGCGGUGGACGCGGUGAUCUACUCCUGCGGUCACAUGUGCCUGUGCUACACCUGCGGGCUCAAACUGAAGGGGAUGCCCCGCCCCUGCUGCCCCAUUUGCCGGAGGGCUGUCAAAGACAUCAUAAAGACCUACCGCAGCUCUUAGGCGCCCAAUCAGGGCCCGGGCUCUAAGUCCGGGGCACGCUGCUCAGCCGUUUAUGGUGCCUGCAAGGUCACGCAGAGGUCACGACGGGCCCAUCUAGGCCUGUGACGCGUCUCGCUGACCCGGUUGUCCAGGAGUUUACGCCAAAACACUCACGCUCUACCUGGAGUGGAACUACAUAUUAUUCCCCACCGAGGAUUCAGAAACUGAGGAUUCAGGGGAUUCAGAAACUGAGGAUUCAGGGGAUUCAGAAACUGAGGAUUCAGGGGAUUCAGAAACUGAGGAUUCAGAGGAUUCAGAAACUGAGGAUUCAGAGGAUUCAGAAACUUAGGACAUGUGUCUGAGGGCAGGACUGACGGGUGGAUCCUCAGCCUGUCUGGGAGGGGGCUGGAAAGUAAAGCGGACCUCACUUUUUAUGGGUCGAUCUUCCGGUUUGUGUCGUGCUAGUGACUCUGGGUGCAGGCGAUGUGAUCGUACGUUUUCUCCCUUGUAGUUCUGUUUUUCUCCAAAGCUGCUCUAAUGCAGUGGGUUAUGGCCUUACACAGAUUGUAAUUAAAUGUUUAUAUUUUUAUUUAUUUUAUUUUUUUCCCCAGAACCACUUGGCCAUUGCUUUCCAGGCUGUACGGCUUUACCUCUGCCAUUGUGUGUGAUUGUGUCCAACGCUAGGACCAGAUAACAGGGACCUAAACAUGGACUCCACAGAAAAACAACACUAUUAGUAAAUUCAAUUACUGGCAUCCGCACCAUGGAGCAAAGGUCUGUGUAGACCUGUAGUCAAAGAUCAACUUACAGUAUGAAAUAAAAAGCUUACUUUUUAUGUUAUAUAGUGUUGAAAUUAUGUUAAUUACUAUUCUCGUACAUGACAAAUAUGUUCAGAUCUGCAUGAGCAGAAUGUGCAGUGAAUUUGUUCCCUCAGUGGGACAUUUCUGUUGCACCCCAGAUCUUCGGUCAGUUCAUUUCAGUUCAGUCAAUUCAGCAAAUUAAUUGAAAAUUUCUGUAGAACAUUCUGCGCCUUUUUCAGUUUGAUUGCUGAAUGAACUGAACUGAAAUGGUAUUGACCCCACCUGUGUUACACACACAUUCUUAUUCUGUCAGUCAUGACUGAGUGUGAGGACACACACACACAUGCAAACACACACAUACACACACAGACACACACACUUAUACACAUACACACACUCAUGAAAACACACACACAUGCACACAGACACACACACUUACAUACACACACUCAUGCAAACACCCACAUACACACACACACACACACACACACAGGAAGCCUCAGCAGUGACAGAAAAAAAUGUAUGGAAACAUCUGGAAAUAGGGGUCUAUGAGCACCUAUGUACAAGUCACCGACACUGAUACCAAUACCUUAUCAGCUCUAAGAAUGGCAAGCCGUUAAAAUGAGGAUUAGAUUUGUGUACCAGUAGCAAUGCAAUGAAGGGAAGUGUUUUAAGAGUCCUGUGAGGUUUGGGCUAAUUCCAAUUUCCAAUUUCAAUUCAGGAAAUUAAGAGAAAUCCAGUUGAUGAAGUGAAAAAUGGCCGUUAAUGUUCUGCAAGGUUUUUUUUCAACUUAUGAACUAAAUUGACUGAGUUGAGAUGGAAUUGACCAAAACAGAGUACCUCUGGCCCUUUUUUAAUUUAUUUAUUUUUUUAUUCUGGAUAAAACGCGUGCACGCUAACAUUGUAGAGAGGGGUCAGCAGUCACAAAACCACGCAAUAAUUUACCCUGUUUUCUGAAAGCGGUGCAGCACCGGGACAUCACCGAUGCUGGCGCUGAGGGGCUGUGCCGUCGCCGCGCCGUCGCUGCGACAGUCGCCGCGCCGACAGAACGCAGACCCGACCUGUGACGUCAUCGGACUCGCCCGAUACAUAGUCCAGAGACGGCAACGUGCCGCUCCUUCGGUUUAAAUUAAAUGCUGUUCUCGAGAUUUCGACAUUGCAGUCUUUCGUGUGGGAAGCCACGUCUCCUGUGGCACCGAAGCUGAGGUAGACUGCCUCCGGGUCAGUAUUGUGCCGUCUGAUUCACGCUCUUUCGAAUAAGUGCAUUAGCGAUCGCUCUUAAAAUGGAGAAGGGAUUAUCUCUUUCGCACAUUUCCACUCAGCCUCUCCACAUCUCUGGGGUGGUGUACCCAUCCGCUGAGGGCGGCGAACUCUUAAAUUUGGCGUGCGUUAAAACCAAAUAAUGCCAGAGUCUAAUGUAAGAUGAGCAAUACCUUCACAGCACAAAUGAUCGGUUUUACUGGUGUAUUUGGGGUAAGGAUAUUUAAACAAGCUGUCAGUGUACAUAUGGGUGUGUAGUUUACAUAAACUAGAAUUGACAAUUCAGUUUAUACUGAAUGUGGCUACAGUUAAUUGAAUCUGGAAAAGGAAGCAUUCUUUUGUAUCAAUGAGAAAAGGAGGAAUCAUUUUUUAGCUCAUUCAUAAAAAGGUACAUGAAGUUACACUUCGAUAAUAAGCAUUGUAAUCCAUGAUCUGAAAAUAAGAAUAAGAAUCAUUUAAGAAUUAUUUUUAGCUAUUUAUUUAGCUAAUAUAUAUUUAUUAGCUAUAUAUUUUUGACAAUAAAGCACAAUUUUAAUUGUGGUUGUGCUUUUUUUCAACUCUGAUUGGUAUCAAUGGUGUUGAUAUUGUUAAAUUAUCAUUUUAUUGAGAGGUAAAAGCCAUUUUAUAUCCUUCAAACCUAAAUACAGUGAGAACCAAAGGUCUGAGGUCCACCAAGUCCUGUUUUUUUCCAUUAUUUGUCAAGGAAUAAUGUAAUUAUGAUACUCCAGUUACACUUCUCAUACAUUUUUUAGAACAAGCAGAGCUUAUUAGGCUGGCUAGACAGGCACCAGAUCUGUUUACUUAUGUUUUUAUAGCAUUGUCUUUCUGUCAUGUGCAGCACAUUGGGCUACAGCCACUGUAUGAAAUGUGCUAUACAAAUAAAGAUUGAUUGAUUGAUUGAACCCAGUCGAACAUCUGGAGGAGCAGCUGAAGAGGGGAAAACCCAAACAUCAGCAGAUCAUCUAUGGGAAGUAGUGCUGGGGUGAAAUGGAAGAUGAGGUGGGAAGUGUUGAGAAAGUGCUGGGGUGAAAUGGAAGAUGGGGUGGGAAGUGUUGAGAAAGUGCUGGGAUGAAAUGGAAGAUGAGGUGCUGCAUAAGAUGGUGGAAUCAAUGCCAAGCAGAGUUACAGCAGUAAUCAAGGCGGAAGGUGGACACACCAAGUACUAACAAUCUACCUUCAGUAAAUACCUACACACGUAUUAUGAAAUAAUAUUAUGAAAAUAAUACAUUCUUGAAAAAGAAUUGCAAACAGAGUGUCAUGAUUGUAUUGGCCCUGGACAAAUAAUGAAAAUAAUCGGUUCUCGGUAGUGUGCUCUGAGUUUUGGUUCCCACUGUAUAUAGUCCAUUAAAUUGCGGUGACAAUCGAAAAUUGAAGAACAGAUCUUGAAAGCUGUAUUUACCUGACACCUCUUGGGUGUCAUAUAUCUUCUGAAUCUUCAGGUGUGCAGCUUAGUCAAACAUGUCUGUGAACAUGCCUAUACCUUUGUACCUGUGUGGUACUCCAUGUGAAGGUACCAGAAAUGAAAGUUUCUAAUGUUUGCGAGUGUAACCUGAGAUUUACCACUGCUGCUUGUAGAAUCAUCUCAGAUUAAGACUUUUUGGUGCCUCAAAGCGUGUAACGGAAUCUGUUCAUAAUUACACUCCUGAGAAGACCUUACUGAAGAGGGUGAAACAGCUUCAUGCCAUUUAAAAUAAAAUAGGUUUAGGAUUUAUUUUACGCUGCUAAGCAUGUACUAUGUUCCAGUGCCGAUGCAUGCAUUUUCACCAACACACAUGUACACAUAGAAAUGUGAUGUGUUUCAAAUCGCUAAUUACUAACAGAAUGUGGUACUUUCAGAAAAGUGUUUUGUAAUUAAUGCAGUAUAGUUUCCCAACAAAAUUGUGCCUCUGUCCUGUUAAAGAUUGCUCGUUAUUUUUUAAAAAUGUUUUCUUAAUCUACUCAGUAGUUAUCCUCUCUACCUAUUUUAAGUAAUUUUUCCGCAUAAUGAAAUCAAUGUUAACCUUUUUUAUGCUGGCAAACCUGCAAACAUGUUUGGUUCUGAACACAGUGCAAAUAUAUAUAUAUAUAUAUAUAUAUAUAUAUAUAUAUAUAUAUAUAUAUAUAUAUAAUUCUGUACAAUGUUAUGAUUAUUUAUUGUUUUUAUGUAUCACUGUACAGUAUUUAUCAGUUUCAAAUGUCACAGUGUAAUGGGUGAAUAUAAUUGGGGUUUCAGGAGAGACAGAGCUUGGUAGAAGAUGAAGAAAAAGGUUCACAUUUGUCAGGUUGUCCUGAAGUAAUAUUUUGAGUUUAUCCAUUAUCAUUGUUAAUUUCUUUUUCAAUCCUGUAAACAUUUUGGAGCAUUUGUAGAUUACAGUCAGUCCUCAAUCGUUUAACAGUGGGACCAACACUGCACUAGGAUCAAGCCAGUGGCAGUUUAUACUGUAUUUACAAACCAAAAUUCACCAAACUCAGCUGGGUCUGCUGCGACUCCAUCGUGCUAUGAAUUUACGCCGAUACUCGUAUUUCUCCGUGUGACUCAGCCUUUGUUUAUUAAAAAAAACAGCUUUGACCGAAGUGCUUGUAAAUCCUGUUUUCUGGUUGACUGAGAUAAAUGUGUCUGUCAAUAAAAGGAGAGGGUUGUGUUUCAGCCAUGCUUCACUUAACACGA
Molecule: messenger RNA, 6707 nt
Organism: Anguilla anguilla (European eel)
Lineage: Eukaryota; Metazoa; Chordata; Actinopteri; Anguilliformes; Anguillidae
Product: E3 ubiquitin-protein ligase NEURL1-like
Exons: 6
Coding region: 291-2021 (576 amino acids)
Biological process (GO): nervous system development; negative regulation of Notch signaling pathway
Cellular component (GO): postsynaptic density; plasma membrane
Molecular function (GO): ubiquitin protein ligase activity
Source: RefSeq, a predicted model, not a curated record